Messenger RNA from Aspergillus bombycis, 1728 nucleotides. RefSeq lists its product as uncharacterized. Gene Ontology annotation, molecular function: FAD binding; oxidoreductase activity. NCBI's taxonomy places the organism in Eukaryota, Fungi, Ascomycota, Eurotiomycetes, Eurotiales, Aspergillaceae. Bases 1 to 1728 code for a protein of 575 amino acids. The record is from RefSeq and is a predicted model, not a curated record. The transcript is spliced from 3 exons.
AUGCCCACUCAACCCUACAGGGUCGCCUUCUGGGCGUUCUCCCUAACCACGCUUUUCGCAGCUGCCAUUUCCCAGAUUGCCAUAGGUAAUGCUGGAUUGGAUGCCAGCGCCGCCCACAGCAAUGCUUGCCGUAACAUGCCCGGCGACCGCGACUGGCCGAGCAACGACGCAUGGAGUGAGCUCAAUCACACCGUCCGUGGCAGGCUCAUGCGCGGCCAGCCGCUGGCCCAAGCUUGUCAUGGAGCUACUUUGAAUGCAGGAGCAUGUGUAGCUCUCCAGGACACAUACAAUUUUCCAGAGCUAUAUCUCACCGACCCUGUCAACGUCAUGUCGCCCUACUGGCUCAACAACUCGUGCAGCCCCUAUGCCCCGUAUGCCAGCGCCGACGGCGCCGGCACCUGCACGCUUGGUAAUCUAGCCCCGUAUGCCAUUCGGGUCACGGGCGCUGACGACGUCGUGGCUGGCAUCAACUUUGCCCGGCAACACAACCUUCGCCUCACCAUCAAAAACACCGGCCAUGACGUGCAAGGACGCUCUGCUGGCGCAGGCUCUCUCGGCCUGUGGAUGCACAACCUCAAGGACAUCUCCUUCAUUGACUAUUCCAGUCCAAAGUACCGCGGCAAAGCCGCCCGCAUUGGCGCCGGCAUCGAGGUUGGGGAGGCUUACGAAGCGGCGCACCAAAACGGACUGACCAUCACUGGCGGCACUUGCCCAUCUGUCGGCGUCGCCGGAGGCUGGUUCCCCGGCGGCGGCCAUGGGCCCCUGUCAAGCAUGUACGGCCUGGGCGCCGACACCACGCUCGAGUUCGAGGUCGCGACCGCCGAUGGCACAGUCGUCACCGCCACUCCCGACAACGAGCACUCGGACCUGUACUGGGCGCUGAGCGGCGGCGGACCCGGCAACUACGGUGUAGUGCUAUCCAUCACGGCUAAGGCAUGGCCGGACCAGUCCUUUGCUGGUGCCGCGUUCACCUUCGUCAACACCAACGACGACACCUACUGGCAGGCGAUCCGGGCGCCUCUCCACGGCAUCCGGCUUCAACAGCCAAGCUUCACUAUGAAUUUCGCCACGCUUCCCGGUGGUACACAGGAGAGUUUGAACGAGGCGCUGGCGCCCUACAUGGCGCAGCUCCAGAGCCUGGACGUCCUGAUGGUCGCCAACACCACGACGGUGCACCCCAGCUUCCUGGACCACUUCAACGCCUUCGCCGAAUCGCCUCCCAUCAACAUCACCAUGGCCGCGCGCAUGAUUCCCGCGUCGCUGGUGCACGACGACUCGAAGCUCGACACGCUCGUCUCCACCAUGCGCGCCCUAACAGACGAGCAGGGCGUCUUUGCCCUGGUCUCUAACAACGUGUCCCUGUCCCGCGCCGGCGUCGCACCCGGGUCUAACUCCGUGCUGCCGGCGUGGCGCGACACGCUCUUCCUGGCCAACUUCGGGCGAUACGUGGCAAACGGCCAGUCAUGGGCGGACCUGAGUGCGGAUCAGACCCGCAUCAACAAUUGGCAGACUUUGCUCCGCGAUCAGACGCCCGGCGGCGGCGCAUAUGGCAACGAGGCCACGUUCAACGAUGUCACCUGGAAGGAGGACUACUAUGGUGCAAACUACGACCGUCUGCUCGCCAUUAAGCGCUCAUAUGACCCUGAGGGCCUCUUCUGGGCCAACACUGCCGUCGGCAGCGAUGCUAAUUGGGUUGCGCAGCCCGAUGGCCGUUUGUGUAGGCCCUAG